CCCCGCCCCACCCUCCUCCCGGAACCUGACCAACCAUGGUGAAUCUGGGCCUGUCCCGUGUAGAUGACGCCGUGGCCGCCAGGCACCCGGGACUCGAGGAAUAUGCUGCCUGCCAGUCGAACGCCUUCAUGAAGGGCGUUUUCACUUUUGUCACAGGCACUGGGGCUACUUUUGGCCUGCAGAUGUUCUUAAAGAGGAAGUUUCCAUACCCUACGCAGUGGAGCUUCCUGGUGUCUGCCGUUGUAGGGUCUGUGACCAGCUACAGAGUGACACGUAUGGAGUGUCAGAAAUGCAGCAACCUCUGGCUGUUCCUGGAGACCGGGCAGCUCCCCAAGGACAUGAGCACAGAACAAGAUCCGGGACUCAAAAGCCACAGACAAGAGAUCACCUGUCUCCCUUUGCCUCUUCCAGAUCCUCACAACUAGAAGAGCUCAGGCUACCAGGGUGUGCAGGAUGUGAAGAGGGACAUCCUAGAGCACAGACCUUAAUAUCAUCUAACUCCAGGCUGGUCCUUCCCACCUCACCAAACACAUACACGCAUCCUCUAGUGUCAUCUCUCUCCUACACAUACGUGCAGCGGGGGUGGGGGGUGGGGGUGGGGGGGCUGCCUGAAAAACCUGUGAAGACAACUGCUGCUCCGAAUCCAGGACUUGCCCAGGAAGCCAGCUCGGCACAAGGCUCUGGAGGGAGGACCUUCCUCCAGAGCAGCAAGGAGCCAGGGCAUCAGGAUGAAUCAGAGAGGUUCAUAUCCUGUUGGCACACAGCCCUUGGGGCAGCAGCCUGCAUGUGGUGAGAGACACUUACGCGCUUCCUCUGGCGCCUUGGGGCCCCUUCUCUGAUCUCUGUGCCUCAAAUCCAAGGAGAAUGUUGGAGAGUUGUAGCUAAUAAAUGGCUUGUUCUUUUUCCUA
Molecule: messenger RNA, 908 nt
Organism: Apodemus sylvaticus (European woodmouse)
Lineage: Eukaryota; Metazoa; Chordata; Mammalia; Rodentia; Muridae
Gene: Tmem141
Product: transmembrane protein 141
Exons: 5
Coding region: 36-425 (129 amino acids)
Source: RefSeq, a predicted model, not a curated record